Sycon ciliatum is the source of this 2386-nucleotide messenger RNA. Its product is annotated as U11/U12 small nuclear ribonucleoprotein 35 kDa protein-like. The record is from RefSeq and is a predicted model, not a curated record. Lineage: Eukaryota; Metazoa; Porifera; Calcarea; Leucosolenida; Sycettidae. The coding region runs from base 233 to 976 and encodes 247 amino acids. The transcript has 7 exons. Gene Ontology annotation, cellular component: U12-type spliceosomal complex; precatalytic spliceosome. Gene Ontology annotation, molecular function: snRNA binding; mRNA binding. Gene Ontology annotation, biological process: mRNA splicing, via spliceosome.
UCAAGCACAAUAAUAUUUUUUCUUCUAUGAGUCAAUGGAAUCUUCGUGUGCGAGCUCUUCCAACCAGCAUCUAAACUGAAGUCCUAAAGCCCUUCUUGAAACUGUGUGGGCAAGGUUACCGCCCUCAAAGGCUAAGGGAGGCUCUGUAGGGCUACCAACAUCUGCAGUGAAGACAUCUUUCUUAUAUUUUCUCUUUUCAAAAAUUCUGUCAUUCACUGCAUGCAAAAUAGCAAUGUCGUCGUCUAAUUGGACUCCCAUCGCCAAGGUAUAUAAACCCCUGCAAGCUGGCAGCAUCGAUGGCACUGACACUGUGCCGCACGAUCGUGGAGUACUUCGUGCCAUGCUUGCGAAGUAUCACCCUAACAAACAAGUGGCUGGUGUAGCUCGCAGGACCCUGUUCGUCGGACGCUUGUCCCCAGAGACGAGCGAAGAAACGAUUCGCGAAUGCUGUGAGAAGUAUGGGAAGCUGGUGAACGUACGAUUAGUCAAGGACAUUGUCACCGGUGCAUCUCGCCGUUAUGCCUUUGUGGAGUUUGAUCGGAGCAGCGAUGCUGGACGUGCUCAGCAGCGCUUGAACAAGAGCACUCUGGACAGUCGUGAAAUCUUCGUCGAUUUUGAGUGCGAGCGCGAUCUACCUGGCUGGAUUCCUCGCCGCUUAGGUGGCGGUUUCGGUGGUCAAAAAGAAUCUGGUCAGCUCCGUUUUGGUGGUCUGGACCGUCCGUUCCGGAAGCCAUUCAAUGCCAACGCUCCAUCAUGGCGUGGUGGUGGCAGAGGCGGUGGCGGAGGUGGCUGGUCUGGUGGACGGAGAGACACUGCUCAUCGGCAUGGUGACUACCGCGGCUCUGAUCGUGACAGGGCAGAUGGUCGGCAAGGCGACAGUGGAGGUCGGCAUGGUGAUUCAGAUCGACAUCGGCGUCAGUAUGAGCGGGAAUCGCAUGACCGGGACAGAUCACCUCGUAGUCGACGGAGAGAGUGAACCGUUUGGACUGGACAAAGUUCCCAUUACACCUCGUAGUCGACGGAGAGAGUGAACAGUCUGGACCGGACAACGUUUCCUUAUCACCUUGUAGUCGACUAAGGGUGUGAACAGUUUCGACUGGACAGAAUCUUUACUUAGACUACAUCCUCAACCCGUCGCCACCAUGUGCUCUUAGCCAUGGAGUAGUGGCCGAAAGCUCUGUCGCAAUAUUUUAUUGGACGGAAUCUCUAGAAGAAAGUCAACCGGCUUUCACUGUGCUGUGUCCCAGCAACUGACGGCAUUCCAACAUAGUGUAUGUGUUAGUCAGUGUGCCUGUGCUGGGUCCUGCACACACCAUUGUCCAAGCGUACACAACAGUAUCGCAGUACCGUGAGGUGUCCGCCCUCUUGCGCCAGCCUGGUUUGUUCAACGCGGUCACGAGCACAAACUACCGGCCAAGUACACUGGUUAUUCCUAUACAAGUGCAAUACUGGGUCAUACCAGUAUUCAGUGCUCAAGGAGAGAAAAUGUGUUGGUUCUACAUGUAGAGGCAGACCAAUCUACUGAUGACGGUCGCUUCUUCUCUCUAUCAGCUGUUCAAGUGCUCUGCACCAGUCCAGCUGCUGCGAUUCACCGCCACUGCUAGCCAACACCACGGCAAGUUGGCAACACACCAUUGUAUACCCGCCACCGUGUCUCUCGGUAGUUACUAUCAACGUUCUAAUGGCGGGACGACGACGUGGCACUUCAAGUUCACCGCAGCGCCAGUCGAUGGAGAUGUCCCUUCAGUCAACUCUAUCGGAUACUGUCCACCGUACAGUCGUGUCUCAGCUGGCCUUCGAACUUGGCAGCUCAAUCAUUCCACCCCUACACGCUGACAGUGUGACGUUUAACUGUUAUUUGACUAUAGAUGAUGAGCCUAUCUGAUGAGGGCGUAGGUAAUCGUGACCUGUACAUGACUACGUCUUAGUGGUGUGCUCAUGUAUGUUGGAACCUGAACCACUGUGAAGGUAUUGGCUCAGCUUGAGUGCUCAGAGGGAUGUGUGUCUUGCGGUUCUCAGGCUUCUGAGUUGUUCAGGAUGUCACAUGGAAUUCAGUACAUCGUGCAGGUCGUUGAGCAUGUGAUUGUUGUGGUUUGAAUGAAACUCGCAGCACUGCCCACUUGCAGUUACUCAGGAGCGUGAGCAUGGCUUUGUAUUGAUUGCUACAGUAUUGGUUGAAGAGCAUCCUACACUCGUGAGUGUGAUCUCUCCAAGCCCUCCACCCUGCAGCAUGCGCUGCAGUAUGCAGUUUUCACAGCUGCUCGGCAAUGUACGAAGAUUCUGCUGCCAGUAUUGAUGUGUUUUUGAAUUUUAUUGUGGACAAUUCCGUCGCUGGGUUGCUACAGAACACUCCAGCGUAGUAACUAAUGUAUGGCGUCAACAGUCA